AUGCCGGGCUAUCCUCAGCCCUUACGCACGGUGUCCAAACCCACGUUCCGAGUUGGAGAGGCGGGAAGCAAGGGGCUUGGUCUUUUUGCUGCUCGUGCUCUCGGUCAAGGAGAGCUUAUCAUCGAUGAGCGGCCAUUGCUCAUCAGCGUUCGCGGGGUGCCCGUCGCAGUGGACCCCCUCACCCCCGAUGAGAUCACCGCCGUCUGCGACGCGGUGAGGUUGUACACCGCGACCAACACGGAUGUCAGGACACUCAAGCUCAUGACCUGCUAUUUGUUGCCGCCCCCGAAGAAGGUCAAUCACGGCUGUUUUGGCGCACCUUGCCAUACCUAUAGCCCCUGGUCGGAAACCGGAGCAGCCGGUGCCCAUAACGCGAAAGGCGCAAGUCGACGUGUGUCCGCUUUUGACUAUCGUAGCCCGAAUACUGACGGUAUGAAGUUUCAAGAUGUCGCUUCAGGGUGUGUUGUUUUGCACCAUCUUGACACAAGACUUAUACUCCCAAGGCGGCAUUACAACAGCAUUUUGUCACUACGAGAAGGCACAUGGAUGGUUGACUUGCUGGAUCUCCUUGAAGAUGGUCUCCAGCCAGCCAUUCCGCCGGAAGAGCAACUUCGGUGCGAGGUUGUAGUUAGAGCAGACCCACGGGUCCAGCAAUUUGCGAAGGACGUUGGGGUGCUUCCCGAGGAGAUAUUUUGCGAAUCGUGGGCCAUUGGCUACGACGACCGUUUCCCACCGACACAGCGGCUGCAACAAGGACUCAUGUUCGCGCGCUUCUCGCAACACGACAAUCUGUACGCCCAUCCAAUGGAUUUCACGAUAAUAUACGACUCCAUCGCUGAGAAGGUCAUUCAUAUCGAGUUUCCACCGCACUACAAGGAUGGACUUGUCUCGUCAAAUCCAGAUACCAGCCCCCCGGAUCUUCAACUUGACCCGCUAGUAGUUUCCGGACGAGAGCGCGUUCCUCCUCCCCGCAAAGCAUUUGAUUUCCUGCCAGACUUGAUGGCUGCGGCAGACAAAGACUUCAAACAACGCGAUGACCUCAAGCCGCUGCACAUAUUGCAACCGGAGGGCGUCAGCUUCCGGCUUGAUGGGCAACAACUGGAGUGGCAGAAUUGGAAGAUGCAUAUUGCGUUUCACCACCGCGAAGGCCUUGCGCUGUCGACCAUCACCUACAAUGACCACGGUGAGGUGCGCCCGCUGUUUUACCGCCUUUCGUUAUCGGAGAUGGUGGUCCCAUAUGGGGCGCCAGAGUACCCGCACGGGCGGAAAUCUGCUUUCGACGCGUGA
Mycena indigotica is the source of this 1287-nucleotide messenger RNA. RefSeq names its product Amine oxidase. The record is from RefSeq and is a predicted model, not a curated record. Gene Ontology annotation, biological process: amine metabolic process. Bases 1 to 1287 code for a protein of 428 amino acids. The transcript is spliced from 5 exons. Gene Ontology annotation, molecular function: quinone binding; primary methylamine oxidase activity; copper ion binding. NCBI's taxonomy places the organism in Eukaryota, Fungi, Basidiomycota, Agaricomycetes, Agaricales, Mycenaceae.